AUGGACAGUGUUCUUCACUCUGAGGACAAUGUUCGUCACUCUGAGGACAAGGUUCCUCACUCUGAGGAUAACUUUCCUCACUCUGAGGACAAGGUUCCUCAUUCUGAGGACAAGGUUCCUCAAUCUGAGGACAAGGUUGCUCACCCCGAGGACAAGGUUCCUCACUCUGAGGACAAGAUUACUAACUCUAAGGAGAAGUUUCCUCAAUCGGAGGACAAGGUUCUUCACUCUGACGACAAGAUUCCUCACUCUGAGGUCAAGGUUUUACAGUCUGAGGACAAGGUUCCUCACUCUGAGUACAAGGUUCCUAAAUCUGAGGAAGAGGUUCUUCACUCUGACGACAAGGUUCCUCACUCUGAGGAAAAGGUUCCUCACUCUGAGGACAAGGCUUCUCAUCCUGAGGACCAGGUUCCUCACUCGGAGGACAAGGUUCUUCAAUUUGAGGACAAGGUUCUUCACUCUGAGGACGAGGUUCAUCUCUCUGUGGAAAAUGUUCCACACUCUGAGGACAAAGUUCGUCACUCUGAGGACAAGUUUCCUCAAUCUGAGGACAAGGUUCCUCACUCUGAGGACAAGAUUCCUCAAUCUGAGGACAAGUUUCUCACUCUGAGGACUAGGUUCCUGAAACUGAGGACAAGGUUGCUCACUCUGAGGACAAGGUUCUUCAAUCUGAGGACAAGGUCCCUCACUCUGAGGACACGGUUACUAACUGUGAGGACAAGGUUCCUCAAUCUGAGGACAAAGUCCCUCACUCUAUGGACAAUGUUCUUCACUCUGAGGACAAUGUUCGUCACUCUGAGGACAAGAUUCCUCACUCUGAGGAUAAGUUCCCUCACUCUGAGGAGAAGGUUCCUCAAUCUGAGGACAAGGUUGCUCACCCUGAGGACAAGGUUUCUCACUCUGAGGACAAGUUUACUAACUCUAAGGAGAAGGUUCCUCAAUCUGAGGACAAGGUUCCUCACUCUGACGCCAAGGUUCCUCCCUCUAUGGACAAGGUUCUUAACUCUGUGGACAAUGUUCCUCACUCUGAGGCCAAGGUUCCUCACUCUGAGAACAAGGUUUCUCACUCUGAGAACAAGGUUACUAACUCUAAGGAGAAGGUUCCUCAAUCUGAGCACAAGGUUCUUCACUCUGAGGACAAGGUUCCUCAAUCUGAGGACAAGGUUCCUCACUCUGAGGACAAUGUUCCUCGCUCUGAGGACAAGGUUCCUCAAUCUGGGGACAACUUUCUUCAAUCUGAAGACAAGGUUCCUCACUCUGAGGACAAGGUUCCUCACUCUGAAGUCAAGGUUCCUCACUCUGACGACAAGGUUCUUCACUCUGAGGACAAGGUUCCUAAAUCUGAGGAGAAGGUUCCUCACUCUGAGGACAAUGUUCCUCACUCUGAGGACAAGGUUCCUCAAUCUGAGGACAACGUUCCUCAAUCUGAAGACAAGGUUCCUCACUCUGAGGACAAGGUUCCUCACUCUGAGGACAAGGUUCCUCACUCUGAGGAGAAGGUUCCUCACUCUGAGGACACGGUUUAUCACUCUGAGGACAAUGUUCCUCUCUCUGAAGACAAGGUUCCUCAAUCUGAGGACAAGGUUCCUCACUCUGAAGACAAUGUUCUUCACUCUGAGGACAAGGUUCCUCAAUCUGAGGAGAACGUUCCUCAAUCUGAAGACAAUGUUCCUCAUUCUGAGGACAAGUUUCUUCACUCUGAGGAGAAGGUUCCUCACUCUGAGCACAAGGUUCCACACUCGGAGGACAAGGUUCCUCACUCUGAGGACAAGGUUCCUCAGUCUGAGGAAAAGUUUCCUCAAUCCUGCCGAUACGGUGCAAGUAACUGAAUUUGACACAUUUACGAAAUUGAAAGCUCUCAACCCAAACAAAUCUCCUGGACCUGAUGGUAUACCCUCUUGUGUUUACAAAGAAUUUGCAGAAAUUUGGCAUAUCCCAUUAGCCUUUUUUUAAAUUGCUCUUUUUAGCAAGAAAAUCUACCGUCGGCGUGGAAAAAGGCAAAUAUUUCUCCUGUUCCUAAAAAUACACAAGUAACAGACAUUAACAAGCAUUUAUUUCCUAUUUCUUUAACACCAGUUGUGUCUGAAUUGUCCGAAGAAUUUAUUCUUGAAAGACAACUUAAGUCAGCAGUUCUAAAAGUCAUCGACUCCAAUCAGUGUUGUACCUAAGUCAUCCACUACGUUAGCCUUGAUCUCAAUGAUGCAUAAAUGGAUGCUAGCCGCGGACGAACCAGGUAACACGAUUCGUUCAGUUCUAUUCGACUUUCGAAAGGCGUUUGAUCUGCUUGACCAGAACAGUUUGAUAACGAAAUUAAAAUCUCGCGAUCUUCCGUCUUCAACUAUCAAUUGGAUUAUUGAUUUUCUAAUUGACCGAAAACAACGGGUAAAGUUAACAUCUAACUGUUAUUCUGAAUGUGAUGAAGUGCGCUCAGGUUUGCCGCAAGGGACAAAACUUGGUCCUUGGCUGUAUAUAUGAAUGAUUAAUGAUCUAACAACAACCCGUACCAAACCUUGGAAAUAUGUUGAUGACACCACUCUAUCUGAAGUCAUUCAUAAAGGAAAGCCAAGUUCAAUUCAGGAACCAGUUGACGAAGUUCAAGAAUGGACACACUCGAAAUUGGCCGAACUCAAUGAGGAUAAAUGUAAAGUGCUCAGAAUUGAUUUUUCGCGUAUGCAAACUCUAACAAAUCAUCUCAACCACAUCCGAGUCAACAGCAAAGAGAUUGAGGUCGUAAACCACGCGAAAAUACUUGGUCUUACAGUCAGCAGUGACUGCAAGUGUAAAAUGCACGUUGAUAACAUCGUAUCCAAGGCCAGUAAGCAACUAUCUCUAAUCACGCAGUUAAAGAGAGCUCGAGUUCCUGCAAAUGAAAUUAUUCAAAUAUAUUGUUCAUGCAUUCGCCAGUUACUGGAAUACACCUCACCUGACUUUCAUAAUUCCUUAUCGCAAUAUUUAAAUUUGGAUAUUGAAAGAGUUCAAAAACGAUGUAUUAAAGGAAUAUUUCCUGGCGUUUCAUACAAAGAAUGCCUCAAUUAGCUAAACUAGAAACCCUGUGUGAUCGCCCAUCGGAAGCGUGCAAAAAACUAUUUCUCCAAGCCUAUUUUGAUACUAGCCAUAAACUACACAACCUGAUUCCAAAGGAGAACUGAUGCCAAUAUUCCCUAAGAAGAAGCCAUAAACUUUUAGUGCCAAGAACUAGAACGGAUCGCUUAAAAACUCCUUUGUCUUUUGUAAUAGUUCAAAUAUGUAAAAAAAUCUAGGUAAUCUUGAAUGUACAUAUUCUUAAUGUAUUCCCAUUUGAAUUUUAGAAAACUAUUUUGAUCAAACUUUUUAACUAAUCCAUAGGUAAUCUAUUUAGACUAACUAUUCAUUUCUUGUAAAUAUUCGUAGAUAAUUCAGUGCACAGUUCUUCUGUAACUGCAAACUAUGAACCAUUAAAGUCACUAUCACUAUCACACAAGGUUCUUCACUCUGAGGACAAGGUUCCUCACUCUAAGGACAAGGUUCUUCACUCUGAUGACAAGGUUCCUCUUUCUGAGGACAAGGUUCUUCACUCUGGGGACAAGGAUCCUCACUCUGAGGACAAGGUUCCUCCCACUGAGGACAAGGUUCCUCAAUCUGAGGACAAGGUUCCUCACUCUGAGAACAAGGUUCCUCACUGUGAGGACAAGGUUUCUCACUCUAGUGGAGGAUAA
Paramuricea clavata is the source of this 3695-nucleotide messenger RNA. NCBI's taxonomy places the organism in Eukaryota, Metazoa, Cnidaria, Anthozoa, Malacalcyonacea, Plexauridae. The record is from the annotation of a GenBank genome assembly.